Dentiscutata heterogama is the source of this 566-nucleotide messenger RNA. NCBI's taxonomy places the organism in Eukaryota, Fungi, Glomeromycota, Glomeromycetes, Diversisporales, Gigasporaceae. The record is from the annotation of a GenBank genome assembly.
AAUACAAGAAUCAUUCUAGAUUGCAGCGACACGAGACAUUAAAACAUGCAUCAUAUAAUCUAUUACCAAAUCACAUUCAACAAAUAGCCGAAUCAGAACUCAAUCAUUUAAGAAAUGCUAUAAUUAAAGAAUUGCAAAAAAAACUCAAAAAUCAUUACCGUGCUGUUGGGGAACAAGUGUUUUCAAUGCAUUGUAGUGAAAAUGCUUUUGUGGGUAUAUUUGGACCUUAUAUUACACGCUAUUCACUAUGUGGUUCCUUUUAUCGUUGUAAUUUUGGAGGAGAAGAUGCUGUUGAAACAAUUGGGUUAAUAUUUAACAAUGAUCAAUGGUAUAAAUGCGACUAUGGCAAUGGUCAAUGUAGUUUUGUUCGACUUUAUUCUACAGAAAAACAAAAUAUAUUAGAGACAAACAACAAAUUACAACAGCAAAAAAAAAAAAUAAAAUUAUCUCCCAAUGGAGAAAUGACUGUAGAAUGGCGAGUAAUUGGAUUUAAAGAUAAGGCGAAUCAGGUACAUAAAGCAGGAACACUUAAAAUUCAUUUUUUUUUAGAUCAAUAUCAAUUUUGA